AUGGACUCACGCUUAAGUCCAUUUUAUUACCCUAAAUUUAGUUUGGAUGCUCCCAGAUAUCCUACAGACUCAUUUCUAGGCAGAUAUUUGAAUUUUGUGGACUUGAUUGACCCGAGAACCCUGUUCGCAUCAAGUGUAAGGUCAAAAAAUUAUUUGCUUUACGGAAACCAAAGACCAGAGAGAUUCUAAUUUUUUCUAAAAAUUAAUGACCGAAGUUUUUGAUUAAUGUUAAAAAUAUCGUUUUAUAGAAGAGACUUGAGGACGCCAAAAGAUUACUGGAAGAUUACAAACAAGGAAAGGCCUCGGAUGUCCCGGAUAAGGAGCUAUGGCAAGCAUCAAAGCUGGUUGCCUCCACUUUUCAUCCGGAUACGGGGGAGAAGAUCCUGCCGCCCUUCCGGAUGAGUGGAUACGUACCUUUUGGAUGGAUUACGGUAAAAACGAAUAAUAAAAGAAAUAAAUAACAGUCAUAGGUGACUGGAAUGCUGCUUCCCAAUCCUUCAUGGGGCUCAAUUCUCUUCUGGCAAUGGGCCAAUCAAUCGCACAAUGCCUGUGUGAAUUAUGCCAACCGAAAUGCUUCUAAUGUAAGGAAAAAAAUAUUACAAAAGCUUUCGAUCAACCAGUUUUCAAUGGACAAAAUAACGUAUUUUAGCCUCAACCGUUUGCCGUUUAUGGGAAAGCCUACCUAGCAGCGGUCGGAGCGGCUAUGUCAAUCUCAGCGACAUUAACUUAUGUCAUCAGAUCGUUCAAAAACCUAACCACUACUCAAAGGUUAAUAAUUCAACGGUUUGUCCCAUUACCGGCGACCUCCUUGGCAUCUACAUUAAACGUUUUAUGCAUGAGGAUGCCGGAAAUCCAAAAAGGAAUCGACGUUAUGGAUGCUGAUGGUAAUGUAAUUGGAGUCUCUAGAGAAGCUGCCAAAAAGGUAUUACAAAAAACAUUUUUAUGCGGAUUUAGGCGGUAAAAGAGACGGCCAUGACCCGAGCGUUCCUCCCCAUUCCACUCCUUCUUCUACCUCCUUGUAUCAUGCCUUUUAUCGAAAAGUAAGCCAUGUGUUGUUUGUAUAACAUCAAAAUCAUUGUACAACCAUCACUUCCAGAUAUAAAUUUGUUCAAAAAAGUGCUGGCCGACACCUAUUUGUCAAUGCAGUCGUGUGCACGCUCAGUUUUGGAUUCAGUUUACCGAUCGCAUUGGCCCUCUUCCCCCAGACAUCAACCAUAAGCAGAGAUCAAGUGGAACCACAUAUCCAGGAGAAGACCCAACAACAAACUCUUUACUUUAAUAAGGGACUGUAA
Molecule: messenger RNA, 1292 nt
Organism: Bursaphelenchus xylophilus (pine wood nematode)
Lineage: Eukaryota; Metazoa; Nematoda; Chromadorea; Rhabditida; Aphelenchoididae
Source: the annotation of a GenBank genome assembly